AUGCCUGAUCGAUCCUCUCAAGCAAGGGGCCGGCCGCUGCGCCGUGUGUUGCCGGCUCCCGCCCAACAAGCUCCGGUAGCGGCGGCUCCAGCUCCUCCGCCGUCCUCGAGGCGCGACGUGAUUCUGGCAGCUUGUAACACGUGCCGUAAGCAAAAGACAAAGUGCUCCGGCGAGCGGCCAAGCUGUAGCCGUUGCCUCCAGCGCCGAAGCGAAUGUCUCUACACAACCCAGCCCGGCGAAACAACCUCCCAGGCCCUCAAACGAGGCUACCGGGACCUGCGCCAGCGCACGAGCGUCCACGAGGAGCUGUUCGAGCUGCUGCGGAACCUGCCCGACCGCGAGGCCGACCACGUCUUCAAGAGGAUCAGGGACGGCGCCGACGUGAACACGAUUCUCAACCUGAUCCGAGCGGGCAACCUCCUGCUGCAGAUGGCCGUUGCGCCCGAGACGCGGUUUCGAUACGAGUUCCCAUAUCGGUCUGAGAUGCCGGACUACUGCAUUGAGAACAACCCUUACCUGGACUCGAUCAUCUGGGGCGCGGCGUCGUUGUAUGCGCACCAGGAUAGGCAGCCUGACGUCCUGGCUGCUGCUUCUGCUGCCGGGAGAGCUGGUGAUUACGGGACGGAGGGAUAUGAGAGCAUCUACCUGAAGCCGUUCCAUGCGGCCGAAGUCGUCGAUCCUCGGUUGAUCGAUGCCAGGAUAUCGCGGUGGACGUCGGUCAGCAAUGACGAUGCGCUUAUGCGAGAGAUGCUGGCGGUGUUUCUGCGGUGCGAGUAUAUGUUUACAUCGGCAUUCCAAAAGGAUUAUUUCUUGGACGACCUGGUGGCUAAACGAGACGAAUUUUGCUCGUCGUUGCUCGUCAACAUCAUCCUCGCUUAUGCCUGCGUUUGUUCCCAACGAGUAUCAAACCGCGCCGAAUACUGGAAUCCCGACACGCUCGUGUACCGCUUCCUGGCCGAGGCGAAACGCAUCUGGGAGUUGGAAGCGCACGAACCACGCAUCACCACGAUUCAGGCCGGGAUCCUCUUCAGCGUCUUUCACAAUCUCUGUGGACUGGAUGAAAUUGGCCAGCCCUAUAGGCUUCAGGCCAUAGAGCUAGCUCGAGAGAUUCGUCUUUUCGACAGUACUGUGGGCGGACGCAGCGAGAAGAUGAAGAGGUGCAUGUCGUUUAUGGCAUGGACCUUGUUUAGCUGGGAAUCUCUUGUUGGCUUCUCCUUCCUAUUCUCCCCUUUAAUCAAAGAGCCACCAAACUGGAGGCUGCCGGACCCCUCAAAGGAGCCAAACUGGUAUGGCGAGAUAUGGCUCAAGUAUCCUUUGAGCACGACCCUCUCGCCGUCGUAUUUCGGCUACAUCUUUCGAUCGAAAUGUCAGUUUCGGGUCAUUAUGCAUGAUUUUGCCUUAGCAGCGUAUACAGAGGGCUCGCAGGUGACGGUUGAAAAAGCGUACGAGCUUCGUCAGAGACUGAAAAGCUGCACCUACUACCACUACCUCAUCAUCACCAUCUUCGAACCCCUCAUCGACACAGAAACAAACAUGUACCAAGAGCCCUCUCCCAGGGAGAUCAUCGCCGAAUCCAAACGCCAUCUGCAAACCCUCAUGCGCCUCUACUACCUCCGCCACGGCUACGACGCCAUGGACCUCUUCCUCGUCGUCCCCCUGAUGCUCGCCGCCUCCGAAUGCCUCGAGGCCAUCGACGAGGGGACCACCGGUCAGGACCUCGAGGUCCAACGCUCGACGCUCAUCCUCGUCGCAAAGGGCCUGUACGACCAGCGCCGCAACCACUACCUGGCUGAAGCACUGUUCCGAGUUAUUCGGGGCCGCAUGCGCCCUCCGGAAGUCGCCCUUCUGAGGGAGACGAUGAACCUUGACGACAAGGAGUGGGAUGAGAAGCGGGAUAUGGUGCAGGCUGUGAGGAGUUCGUGGCCGGUAAGCGUGGUGAAGAAGAAGGAGACUGUGGAUUCACAGAUCUUGACGAACCUCGUUGAGAACUAUGGGCAUUUGAAUGUGGAGGAUACUGAUGCCCCACAAGGCCUUCAUCCCAGAGACAAACAAAAGUUAUGGAGCUGA
Molecule: messenger RNA, 2067 nt
Organism: Trichoderma citrinoviride
Lineage: Eukaryota; Fungi; Ascomycota; Sordariomycetes; Hypocreales; Hypocreaceae
Product: N-terminal fungal transcription regulatory domain-containing protein
Exons: 5
Coding region: 1-2067 (688 amino acids)
Biological process (GO): regulation of DNA-templated transcription; DNA-templated transcription
Molecular function (GO): DNA binding; zinc ion binding; DNA-binding transcription factor activity, RNA polymerase II-specific
Source: RefSeq, a predicted model, not a curated record